Molecule: messenger RNA, 1239 nt
Organism: Lentinula edodes (shiitake mushroom)
Lineage: Eukaryota; Fungi; Basidiomycota; Agaricomycetes; Agaricales; Omphalotaceae
Exons: 6
Coding region: 1-1239 (412 amino acids)
Source: RefSeq, a predicted model, not a curated record
AUGUCUUCCUACAGCUACCUUCCUAAUUCUCUCUCUCACCCUGCUUUCGUGGAUAGAACCAAACAUAAUGGUGUCUACGAUCGUCUGUCUAGAAGUUUCAUGGACAUGGGUCCUGCUGCACUCGCGAACGCGGAUGUCAAUGAACAUUUCUUUCGCCACAACUUUGGCGAAUCGUGGUCGGCCAACUACUCCUAUCGGGACUGCAACUCUGACGAAUUCUCUGCGAAUGUAUUCGGUGAAAUUAUGGGACAGGCGUUUGGGACGUACAUCGGGGCUCAAGGAAAUCAUUACGGUGGUCCUGAUCCUGGAAAUCCCAUCCAGAUCACGGAUUCGACCAAGGUCAAGUGUACUAUUGCCCUCGGGUGUCCGACUAAGGCCCCCGCUUCAAUACAGAAUCUGUUUUAUAACCAAAUUUGUACACUAGACGCUGUGCGCGAUGCGGAUAGAGUAGAAGAAGCCCGCUCAGGAAUGCAAGUUGAUGUAAAAGAAAUUGUGAGGAGUUUACGGGCUGGCGGCGACGCUGAGGCUAUUGUUCUGACUGGUGAACCUCUGUAUACGGUUUUGAAAAAAGAUAAAGUUAGGAAGAACGGUGACAACCACAGUAAUCAGUCCCGCAACGCCAAAACGCGGCUCGUAAAACGCUCAGUAGACGGCCUUAUGAAAAUUGACGAUGUUAUUGAGCCACUGGACCUACCUGACUCUAUCGUCAGUCCUCACGUCAGGCCUACCGUUCCAAAUCAACAAGAAAUUUGCUUGGGAGCCGAGUACGAUCAUAGACUCAUGCCUGAUUUUGGGGGGCCGGUUUUUGCACUUGAUAGAGCCAAGUUGAUUCAACCUAAUUGGCGAAACAUCAACAACGAUCUCAUUCCGCCUUGGCUGAAUUAUGACUGUCUGCGUCCGGGGGUCUUGGUCGUAGCGAAUAUCGGUAUACGGGUUUUCGUUCUUACGCCUAAAACAGGAACAGGUGCGACCAAGAAGAUUUAUCACGCCACCAUAAAUAGCAUGAAAGUUAUUGCAGAAUCGCCACUCCCAAUUUCUGCUCCCACUGCCAUUAGUGGACAGGGGAAAUUGCGAGCAAAGUCGCUAAAGAGUGAGGUUAGCGCAGCCGCGUCUGCGUUGGACUCGAUCGAUUGGUCCGCUACUUAUUCUGUGGAGGGCAAUGAUGCUGAGACUAGUAAAAUCGUCACUGAGAGUGAUACUUCGGGGGCUGAUGGUAAACGAAAAAAGCUGAGGAAGUAA